Molecule: messenger RNA, 438 nt
Organism: Gossypium arboreum
Lineage: Eukaryota; Viridiplantae; Streptophyta; Magnoliopsida; Malvales; Malvaceae
Product: oleosin-like
Exons: 1
Coding region: 1-438 (145 amino acids)
Biological process (GO): lipid storage
Cellular component (GO): monolayer-surrounded lipid storage body; membrane
Source: RefSeq, a predicted model, not a curated record
AUGGCUGAGCUUCGUCCAAUCCACCAGAGAUCUACUGUCACCUCUUGCCUACGCAAAAUCAAAGCCCAUACCCCUGACUCCGCUCAACUUCUCGGCCUCUUGGCUCUCUUCAUUUUCGCUUCUAUCCUUAUAAUCCUCACUGGCCUUACCGUCACCGCCACCAUUCUUGGUUUCAUAUUUUUUAUGCCAUUGAUCUUGGUUUCUAGCCCCGUAUGGUUCCCAGUUGGCACCGUGCUUUUUGUUACCAUUGCUGGCUUCUUAUCAGCAUGCAGCUUUGGAGCUGUUGCCGUGGCGGGGUUGUCUUGGACGUACCGUUACUUCAAUGGCAUGCUCCCAGCAAGGUCCGAUAAGGUUGCCAAUGUGCGGAGACGAAUAUAUAACACGAACACCUAUGUGAAGCACUAUGCUAUGGAAUAUGGUGUGAAGAUGAUCGCGUAA